Sitodiplosis mosellana (orange wheat blossom midge) is the source of this 765-nucleotide messenger RNA. Its product is annotated as putative sugar lactone lactonase YvrE. The record is from RefSeq and is a predicted model, not a curated record. Gene Ontology annotation, biological process: L-ascorbic acid biosynthetic process. Gene Ontology annotation, molecular function: calcium ion binding; gluconolactonase activity. The transcript is spliced from 2 exons. The coding region runs from base 1 to 765 and encodes 254 amino acids. NCBI's taxonomy places the organism in Eukaryota, Metazoa, Arthropoda, Insecta, Diptera, Cecidomyiidae.
AUGGCCCACAAGAAUUUUGGUGAGUGUUCGAAAUGGAGUAUUACACCAAUAGCACCGGAUAUCCUAAGUUAUGGUUAUAAUCCGUAUUGGGAUGCAGAAACGCAAAGUUUGUACUUGGUCGAUUAUUUGGGGAAUCGAGAGCAAUUGUUUUAUCGUUAUGAUUACGCACAGAAUCGGUUGUAUAGUGCCACCCUCGCAGGUGGAUUGAUUAAUCCAACAUUCGCCUUACCAAUGAUUGGACACAAUGAAUUGGCCGCUAGCAAUGACAAACGAAUUGUGGUGAUUAACUGGGAUGGUGUAUCACCGACUGCGACAACCGUUCGUAACAUAACGGCCAUCGAGCAAAAUCCCAUUUACGCGUCAAACCAUCUUGAUAUUGGGGGAAUCGAUCCAGAGGGGAGACUCGUAACUGGAACAUAUCGAACAGUCGGCUGUGUUCGAACAUCAGACGUAAACGGUACGGUCUACGUAUUCCGACAAAAUGGUGACAUUGUACCACUUAUUCAAAAUUUAGACACUGUCGCUGGUUUUGCAUGGAAUAAAAGAAAAAAACUAUUCUAUUUCUUUGACUCCUGUACAUACACCAUUUUUGAAUACAAAUGGUCACCAGAAACUGGCGAGAUAAGAGAUCCACGUCCAGUAUAUACAUUUCCAGCAACAAAAACAUACGCUAUAUUGGGAAUGGAUAUUAGUUGUAAUGGUAACUUAUUUGUGGGCUUAUACCUGGGAUUUGAAGUUGUCGAAAUAGAUCCAAAGUAUGUGUGA